AUGUCUGACGGGAGGCAGCGAACUUUGUCCACCUCUGGAGAGUCUCUAUAUCAGGUCCUGGCUCUGGAGAAAGGCUGCAGCCAUGACGAAAUCAAGAAGUCCUACAGGAAGCUGGCAUUGCGGUACCACCCUGAUAAGAACCCGGACAACCCGGAGGCAGCAGAGAAGUUUAAGGAGCUGAACAGCGCUCACGCCGUCCUGUCCGACCUCACCAAGAGGAACAUCUAUGACUCGUAUGGCUCUCUGGGACUCUAUGUGGCCCAGCAGUUUGGAGAGGACAACGUCAACACGUACUUCAUGCUGUCCACCUGGUGGGCCAAGGGUCUGUUCUUGGUGUGUGGGAUCCUGACCGGAUGUUACUGCUGCUGCUGUCUCUGCUGCUGCUGUAACUGCUGCUGUGGGAAACUCAAGCCGACGCCCACAGGUGAGGGGGCGGAGCCAGACUACGUCUCCCCUGAUGACCUGGAGGAGGAGAUACGUAACGACCCCGACAACGACGUUGAAACUCCGAUCAUUCAGCAGCCGACGAACGCCAGCGAGAAAACUCAGCUGAUCACCGACGGACACCGCAGAUACGGAGACACCUACACAUGAAGCCCACAGGAAACAGGAAACACAUCACUGCUCCAUCUGAAACAUGUAACCCAAAGACCACGAUUAUAAGCCCAGACCUGAACCUGACCGAUCACUGCCGGGUCACCAUCAAAACUCACAUUGGAUCAUUGAAGCAACAGUCGGACAGUUAAUAACUGCGAGGACAAAAGGUGGUCACCGUGGCGACAGACUCCAAAAUGAUUUCCAUCUGGUGCACGAUGUUUGAUGUCUGUGCGCAGGAUGAAAAUCUAUUUUUGAGUCUUGGUUCAGAACCAAAUGUUUUGACGUGUCUGUCCGACUGUUGCUUCCUUCUUUCUCUAAAUUAACCACCUGACUGUCCUUUAUGAAACUAACACUCUGAUUGGUUGUUGAGGUGAUGAGGGAGAGGCGGAGCUUCAGACUGUUAUGAUUUAAUAUUUUGUAACGUGAUGUUAAUGCAGACCUCGUGACGUAACGCGUGUUGAUUUCCUGUCCGUCGUAUUUAUUUAAAUCGUGUGAAGUCAGUUUGGAAAAUUAAAUCUGGUUUGUGAGAUAAACACACUGUAAUGAUGUCAUGAUGUCAUGAUGUCAUGAUGAUGUCACCAGGAGACCUCCUGUGAGCAUGAACGUGCACACCUGAGGUCUGACUUCCUGUCCUGCAGAGGGCGCUCUUCUGGUUUCUUCACUGUGUUUAUCAAUAAAACGAUUUGAGAAGGCCGAACGUCCCUGAGUCGUCUUUACCAAUGAUGUGUAUGACAUGUGUUUAAUAUGUUCAUCUGUGGAGAGACAACGAUACAGCAACAG
Molecule: messenger RNA, 1377 nt
Organism: Larimichthys crocea (large yellow croaker)
Lineage: Eukaryota; Metazoa; Chordata; Actinopteri; Sciaenidae
Gene: dnajc5b
Product: DnaJ (Hsp40) homolog, subfamily C, member 5 beta
Exons: 4
Coding region: 1-594 (197 amino acids)
Source: RefSeq, a predicted model, not a curated record